CCAGCUGAGUCCUGUAGAAGUGGGAGGCCGCCAGCGCGCUCAGUUGCCUUAGCUAUUGUAGCUCUGGCCGAGUCUGCGCGAUGGGCGAUGCAGAAAGGCCGGAAGCGGCCAGGCCCGAGCCGGAGGAGAGGUUAUCUUCAGAUACCAAUGAAAAUGCAGUGAAGUCAAGUGAAGAGCCACUCCUGAGAAAGAGUUCUCGCCGGUUUGUCAUCUUUCCCAUCCAGUACCCCGAUAUUUGGAAGAUGUAUAAACAGGCACAGGCAUCCUUCUGGACAGCAGAAGAGGUUGACUUAUCUAAGGAUCUCCCUCACUGGAACAAGCUUAAAUCAGACGAGAAGUAUUUUAUCUCUCACAUCUUAGCCUUUUUUGCAGCCAGUGAUGGAAUUGUAAAUGAAAACUUGGUGGAGCGCUUUAGUCAGGAGGUACAGGUUCCAGAGGCUCGCUGUUUCUAUGGCUUUCAAAUUCUCAUCGAGAAUAUUCACUCAGAGAUGUACAGUUUGCUAAUAGACACUUACAUCAGAGAUCCCAAGAAAAGGGAAUUUUUAUUUAAUGCAAUUGAAACAAUGCCAUAUGUUAAGAAAAAAGCAGAUUGGGCUUUGAGAUGGAUAGCAGAUAGAAAAUCUACUUUUGGGGAAAGGGUGGUUGCCUUUGCUGCUGUAGAAGGGAUUUUCUUCUCUGGAUCUUUUGCUGCCAUAUUCUGGCUAAAGAAGAGAGGUCUUAUGCCUGGACUCACUUUUUCCAAUGAACUCAUCAGCAGAGAUGAAGGUCUUCAUUGUGACUUUGCUUGCCUGAUAUUUCAGUACUUAGUAAAUAAGCCUUCAGAAGAAAGGGUUAGAGAGAUCAUUGUUAAUGCUGUCAAAAUUGAGCAGGAGUUUUUAACAGAAGCCUUGCCAGUUGGCCUCAUUGGAAUGAACUGUGUUUUGAUGAAACAAUACAUUGAGUUUGUAGCAGACAGAUUACUUGUGGAACUUGGAUUCUCAAAGGUUUUUCAGGCAGAAAAUCCCUUUGAUUUUAUGGAAAACAUUUCUUUGGAAGGGAAAACAAAUUUCUUUGAAAAACGAGUUUCAGAAUAUCAGCGUUUUGCAGUUAUGGCGGAAACCACAGAUAAUGUUUUCACCUUGGAUGCAGAUUUUUAAAACCCUGCCUGUAUCUAUACCUGCCAUUUGUAAAUAGUAGUCUAUUUUUCUCUGCCUUCCUCCCCACCCCAGCAUAUCUCUGUAAGGGAGUAGGGAUUUGGGCAAAAGGAAAUCCAAAACUAAAUUUCAAUUAAGUUGGAUUUAUAUAAAUACACUGAUUUCUCUGUUUAACAACCAUUGUGUAAUCUAAAUGCUUUUGUUUAAUCACUGAAAUAUAAGAUUGCAUUAUGUAGUGGUUAAGAGCAUGGGAUGAGGGUCAGAUAUGAGUUGGAGGUUCAGCUCUUACUACUUUGUAUGACCUUUGACAAAUCAGUUAAACUCUCCAAACCUCAAUGCACUUAUCUUUACAAUGAGUAAAAUAGUAGG
This is a messenger RNA of Orycteropus afer afer, 1502 nucleotides long. Lineage: Eukaryota; Metazoa; Chordata; Mammalia; Tubulidentata; Orycteropodidae. The record is from RefSeq and is a predicted model, not a curated record.